AUGCCAAAACUUAAGCGUCGUCAAUCGAUUGAGCAAUAUUCAGCUGAUGAUAGUUUCGAUGAUGAAAUUUCAAAUUCAGGAUCGAGUGGUAAGAGUCCGCCGCAGCAGCGCAACGCAGCGAACGCCCGCGAAAGGGCUCGAAUGAGGGUGCUGUCGCGCGCCUUCUGCCGCCUGAAGACGACGCUGCCCUGGGUGCCCGCCGACACCAAGCUGUCCAAGCUGGACACGCUCAGGCUGGCCACCAGCUACAUCGCCCACCUGAGGAACGCCCUCAAGGAGGACAGGGCGCUCGACGGAUUCACGGAAGGGAUCAACAGUACGGCGGACGGGGCGGUGCACCCGAUCACACUGGCCUCAAGACCAUUAAAUGAAAACUAA
Messenger RNA from Ctenocephalides felis (cat flea), 378 nucleotides. RefSeq names its product musculin-like. The transcript has 3 exons. The coding region runs from base 1 to 378 and encodes 125 amino acids. Gene Ontology annotation, biological process: developmental process; regulation of transcription by RNA polymerase II. The record is from RefSeq and is a predicted model, not a curated record. Gene Ontology annotation, molecular function: RNA polymerase II transcription regulatory region sequence-specific DNA binding; protein dimerization activity; DNA-binding transcription factor activity, RNA polymerase II-specific. Lineage: Eukaryota; Metazoa; Arthropoda; Insecta; Siphonaptera; Pulicidae.